This is a messenger RNA of Pseudopodoces humilis (Tibetan ground-tit), 1330 nucleotides long. The record is from RefSeq and is a predicted model, not a curated record. NCBI's taxonomy places the organism in Eukaryota, Metazoa, Chordata, Aves, Passeriformes, Paridae.
CCUCGCGGCCCCAAUAAAGCGCUGAUCUCAUGCCCUGAGCGGCCCCACAGCUUUGGGAUCGCUUUGGGAUCGGCCCCGGGCUCCGGGAUCGCUUCGGGAUCGGCCCCGGCUUUUGGGAUCGGCCCCGCCCUUUGGGAUCCCCUCUGGGAUCGCCUUUAGGAUCCGGCCCUUGGGAUCGGCCCCAGUGCCCGCGGCCAUGACGCCGUACCGGCAGGAGCUGGAGAAGUACCGCGACAUCGACGAGGACAAAAUCCUGCAGGAGCUGUCCCCGGAGGAGCUGGCACAGCUGGACAGCGAGCUGGCCGAGAUGGACCCCGAGAACGUGCUGCUGCCGGCGGGGCUGCGCCAGCGGGACCAGACCCACAAGAGCCCCACGGGACCCCUGGACAGGGAGAAGCUGCUGCAGCACCUGGAGCGCCAGGCGCUGGAGACCGAGGAGAGACAGGACCUGGUGCCCUUCACCGGCGAGAAAAAAGGGAAGCCGUUUGUCCCCAAGGCGCGGGGGCCGGAGCUGCCGCGGGAGGAGCAGGUGACGCUGGAGCCGGAGCUGGAGGAGGCGCUGGCCAACGCCACCGAGGCCGAGAUGUGCGACCUGGCCGCCAUCCUGGGCAUGUACACGCUGAUGAGUAACAAGCAGUACUACGAUGCCAUCUGCAGUGGGGACAUCUGCAACACCGAGGGCAUCAACAGUGUGGUACAGCCGGACCGGUACCGGCCGGUUCCGGACGAGCCGCCGAACCCCACGGACGUGGCCGAGACUCUGCGGCGGCUGCAGGAGAACGACCCCGCGCUGCUGGACGUCAACCUCAACAACAUCAAGGACAUCCCUGUCCCCACGCUCGAGGCCAUCUGCGGGGCCAUCAGGACCAACACCCACGUGCGCAGCCUCAGCCUGGUGGCCACGCGCAGCAACGACCUCGUGGCCAACGCGGUGGCCGAGAUGCUGGAGCACAACCGGAGCCUGCAGAGCCUCAACCUCGAGUCCAACUUCAUCAGCAGCGCCGGCGUCCUGCGGCUGCUGGGGGCCGUGGGCCAGUGCCCCACCCUGAGCGAGCUGCGCCUGGACAACCAGGUCGCCAACAGAAGAAAUCCUAAAAAUCCCCCCGAGCUCGGAAACCUCCGGAAUGAAGUGGAAAAAUGCCGGGAAAAGGCGCGGAUUUGGGAAUUCCCGGGGAGAAUUCCCGCUGGGAAUGUGGGAAAAGGAGGGGGACGGGGCCGGGAGGGGUCCCCAGAACCCCCAGAUCCCUUCCCGGGGAAUUCACGGCUCUCCGGGGAAAAAAUGCAAAGGAAAAAGUUUCGUUCUCCCCUCCCAGGAAAAUAAAAAUUCAAA